Messenger RNA from Funneliformis mosseae, 288 nucleotides. The record is from the annotation of a GenBank genome assembly. Lineage: Eukaryota; Fungi; Glomeromycota; Glomeromycetes; Glomerales; Glomeraceae.
GAUCAGUCCAACCAAAUUGAACAAAAACCGAACGAAAAAACCGACCGACCGGAAAUGAACAUUCAUCAAUUUGUCAAUGCAAGUUACAUAUUAAAUAAAAAUGCUAUAAUGCAAAAUCAUAUUUAUCCGCCGCCUUUUCCGCCCGAAAUCCGGAUUAUUAAUCGCGGUUAUUUAGGUUAUUAUUUGGGUACGCUGAUAAUUUCCAAUUUUAAUUCAAAGACAACCAAUGAUAAACAUGAAUGUCUUGGCAGCGCUCAUAAAAAAUCCGAAUAUGAUAUCUUAAUGUGA